CUGUCAAAUAUGACAAUGUUUAUAAAACCGUAGCUGAAAGUGUGUUUUUAAGUGCUUAUUGAUAAGAAGUGCAAAAAAAUUUAAACAUUUGUGAUAUUUACUUAUAAUGUAUUUAUAAAUCAUAAAGGGAACCGUAAAAAAUCGCAAGAUAAAGUAAAACGGUUUAACAGCAGUUUUUAGUAUUUUGGGAGCAAUGUCUGAGGAAGGCAUUGAGUGGUUACACGAAGUAUUACAAGAUGUACAAUUACUCCAAUUUUUGGCACCAAUUAGAGACGACUUACAAAUUACUCGGUUGGAGCAUUUCGAUUACGUUAAAAGUGAGGAUCUUGAAAAAAUUGGAAUUAGUAAACCAGGUAUACGUAGAUUAUUAGACGCCGUUAAAAAACGUAAAUCGAAACAAUGGAAAAAAGACAUAUUAAAAAAGGUGAUUCCAGUUGGCGCGAAGCAAACGGCUAACAAGAAAAGCGCUGACGAUAAUUUAGUACCUGCCUUGACUUGCCUAAUUCCGGAACGCGACAUCACUUUAUCUAUUAAGUUGGGAGAUGGUUCGUUUGGAGUCGUUAAAAGAGGUGAAUGGCAUAGCCCAAAUGGACGAAUGCUUCCUGUAGCUGUAAAAAUAUUAAAAGCAGACACGUUAAGUCAACCAGGAAUAUUAGAAGAUUUUAUAAGAGAAGUUCAAGCAAUGCAUAGUUUAACUCAUGUUAAUUUAAUUAGAUUAUAUGGCGUAGUUUUAACUCAACCAAUGAUGAUGGUUACAGAACUAGCUCCUCUAGGAGCUUUAUUAGAUUACUUACGUAAACAAUGCCAACAAACACCUGUUCCUAUGCUGUGCGAGUACGCCACUCAGGUGGCUGUGGGGAUGGCUUAUUUGGAGAGCAAGCGAUUUUUACAUCGAGAUCUUGCGUGUAGAAAUGUUUUAUUAGCCGCUAUAGAUAAGGUUAAAAUAGGCGAUUUUGGUUUAAUGCGAGCAUUACCUCAAGAAGAAGACUGCUACGUUAUGACAGAACACAAAAAAGUGCCUUUUCCAUGGUGCGCCCCUGAAUCGUUACGUUCGCGACAGUUUAGUCAUGCUUCCGACGCCUGGAUGUUUGGCGUUACAGCUUGGGAGAUGUUUACGUUCGGCGAAGAUCCUUGGAUGGGAUUGGGGGGGUCAGAAAUUUUAAGAAAAAUUGAUAAGGAAGGGCAACGAUUGCAUCAUCCAGACGCGUGUCCUACGGUUAUUUAUAAAAUGUUGUUGAAAUGCUGGGCUAGGAAUCCCCAGGAUCGACCGUCUUUCGCAAAUUUAAAGGAGUUUUUCCGGAAAAUGGCUCCUCCAGUGAUGAAAGCUUUAGCAAGGCAAGAUGAAAGUGAUCCGGAAAAAUUAAAAAUUGAAGAGGGCGAUGAAAUAGCUAUUAUUGAUGGCGAUGCUGAGUUGUAUUGGUGGAAAGGACAGCACCAAAGAAGUUAUGAUAUUGGUGUUUUUCCUAGGUGUAUUGUGGAUCCUUUAAGGCCAAAAAUUCCAGAAGAUAUUUCUAAACCCCUUAAAAACUCGUUUAUUCAUACUGGACAUGGUACAGCUUUUGGAGAAUCAUGGGGAAGUCCUAGUUAUAUAGACGAAAUGUAUUUGAAUAAUCCAAUGGAGCCCCCUGAUUUAAUGGGACUUCCCAGGGAGUCGGUUAUAUUACAACAUGAUAAGAAAAGGCUACAUAAAAAUCAAAGUACUAGUUUAAGUGUUCGCGCUUCUCAAAGAAGUCAAUUUAACUACCACAAAUUAAAAAAUGAAAAUUUAGUCAAAGUAAAACCAGCGAGACCACCACAACCCAAUAAUAUUCAACCAAACAAAGAAAAUGCUCUAAUUGAUUUUUCUCCUGAAGAACAACAAAUAACCAUAAAAAGCGCACCAUCUACAAUCGAUACUCGAAUAGUUUCUUUAUUAGACGAACCAAUUGACGUUCCACAAGAUUUAGACUGGAUUAAUACAACUCCUCAAAGAGUACCACCUCCUUACGCCGCUCCUCCUGAAUACGGUAAUUUAAGCAUACCGGGACAAACAGAAUCAGAAUUAAAUGACCCAUUUGAUACAUCAAAACCGUAUGCUACCACACAAAAAAUUUACUCCUCACAUUUAUCGCCAACAAAGUCUAAUUUAAGUGGUGCGCAAAUUGGUUCGGUUCAAAGUUUUCAUUCGAACGAAUCGUUGUGUGAAUCAUCUCGAAAUUAUACCAACACACCCUUGGAUAGUAAUUUUAUUGCGGAAUUAGAAAAGACAUUGAAUAUAAGCGUCGAUAAAGAUUUACCUGUGAUAGAACCGCCGCCUCAAUUGAAUGGGAAAAAUAGGAAAAGUACAAUUAGUCCGACUUAUUAUAAUAAUUUGUACACGAACGGUGGUUCGAAUUUGAAAAAUACUAACCAAAACAGAACGUUGUACGAAUCCACAAAUACCACUUUCGUAAAUAAUCUACAAAUUAAAAAUUCAUUACAAAGUAGCGCCUUUACUCAAACGAGUGCUUUGCCCGAAUUGAACGGAUCCGUUAAUUAUUCAAAUAGCGUUAACGACAUUGAUGUUAAAUCUAAUUUAAAUUACUCGCAAAAUUCACCACAUAAUAAUCAUUAUAGUACUACUACGUAUGGAAAUGUACCAAAUAAAUAUUCAACAUACCAACCGACUUAUAAUAACGACGCAUUAGGUUAUUAUCAACAAAGCAGUGUACCACAAACGUAUUAUAGUACUAUUGGUAACAAUAGUAGGGAAUACAGCGAAGUUGCUGGGAGUGUUUACUCAGAAAUUCCAGAACAUGUCUACAGUACGGUACCUAAUGAUGUAUUGAAACCACAUCGCCCAGCUCCUCCAUCACCUUUAGUACUUGGACAACCUCAAAGUAUGCAACAAAUUCAAAGAAAACUACAAUUAAGUGCUGAUGCUGAAAGAUUAAUGACUCCAGAAUACCGCACAAAUAAAAUUAGCCAAGUAAAAGAUUCCGUUCCAGAUGUUGAUUCCGAAUUAUGUCUAACCACUUUACAAAAUUUAGGAUGGGAUGUAGGCGCAGCCAUUCGAUCAUUAAAAGUAGAUAAGUUAGUGAAGUUGGGUCUUGCAACUAAAGAACAAUGUGAAAGAGCGCUACAACGUUCAAAUUGGAACGUCGAAUUGGCCGCGUCAAUGAUAAUAGAUACAUGAACCCGUUUUGGUUUUAUUAAUUGUAUGUGAUUGAACAAACAAAACGUAAUAUUAAAUAGAAGAAUCUAAAAAUAUUCUAUUACUAUAAGAAUACUCAAUUUUAAAAUAUUAAUUUCAUAAUUACAUUCAUUAUAACAUUACCAAUUCAGUCUUAGUAUUUAUUAAAAUAAUUUUCAAUCAUUUACAUUUAUUUCGAAACGACUUUUUAGUCUCCAUUAUCGCGCGGUUUUAUUUACUAUUUUUGGAAAGUCUAAAAUGCUGUUUGAAAAUGCUAGUCGAUUUCAUUCGUUUUGAUUUUCUCUUAAAUUUGGGUUGAAUCUUUUCUUUUUAAGCGAAAAUUUUAAUUUUUUCUUUUUUUUUUUUUGUACAUUUUUUUUUCAAGUUUUGUUGAAUCGAGGAAUAUUUAUGUUUUUGAAAAGUGCCAAAGAAAAUGUGUACCUUCCUUGGCAGAAAGCAAUGAUAUGCGUAAAAAAGUGGACUGAUCUCAUUACGUUUCACAUUUUAUUUUCUGUUACAUAUAUGCAAAAAGUGUAUGUAUAUAAUGUCAUCAGUAGUAGUUAAUAAAAAUAUUUUUGUAA
Messenger RNA from Onthophagus taurus, 3732 nucleotides. It is a transcript of the gene Ack, whose product is annotated as Activated Cdc42 kinase. Gene Ontology annotation, molecular function: protein tyrosine kinase activity; ATP binding; protein binding. The record is from RefSeq and is a predicted model, not a curated record. Gene Ontology annotation, biological process: protein phosphorylation. NCBI's taxonomy places the organism in Eukaryota, Metazoa, Arthropoda, Insecta, Coleoptera, Scarabaeidae.